GUCCUGAUUGCUCUUUGAAUGUUCCUUCUACUGAGUCUUACUGGAUUUUGCCAAAUGUUAAACCCUUCAGUCCUUCUGUAGGUCGGGCUUCACAUAAAGCAGUUUUACAUGGGAAAUUUAUGUGGGUGAUUGGUGGAUAUACUUUUAACUACAGUUCUUUUCAAAUGGUCCUGAAUUAUGAUUUAGAAAGCAGUAUAUGGAAUGUAGGAGCGCCAUCAAGGGGACCUCUCCAGAGAUACGGACACUCUCUUGCUUUAUAUCAGGAAAACAUCUUUAUGUAUGGAGGCAGAAUUGAAACAAAUGAUGGCAAUGUCACAGAUGAAUUAUGGGUUUUUAACACACAUAGUCAGUCAUGGAGCACAAAGACUCCUACUGUUCUUGGACAUGGUCAGCAGUACGCUGUGGAGGGACAUUCAGCACACAUUAUGGAGCUGGAUAGUAGAGAUGUUGUCAUGAUCAUAAUAUUUGGAUAUUCUGCAAUAUAUGGUUACACAAGCAGCAUACAAGAAUACCACAUCUCAUCAAACACUUGGCUUGUUCCAGAAACAAAAGGAGCUAUUGUACAGGGUGGAUAUGGUCAUACGAGUGUGUAUGAUGAAACAACAAAGUCCAUUUAUAUUCAUGGAGGCUAUAAAGCAUUACCAGGCAAUAAAUAUGGAUUGGUGGAUGAUCUUUAUAAGUAUGAAGUUAACACUAAGACUUGGACUAUUUUGAAAGAAAGUGGGUUUGCCAGAUACCUUCAUUCAGCUGUUCUUAUCAAUGGAGCUAUGCUUAUUUUUGGAGGAAAUACCCAUAAUGACACUUCCUUGAGUAACGGUGCAAAAUGUUUUUCUGCCGAUUUCCUGGCAUAUGACAUAGCUUGUGAUGAAUGGAAAACAUUGCCGAAACCAAAUCUUCAUAGAGAUGUCAACAGAUUUGGACACUCUGCAGUGGUCAUUAAUGGGUCCAUGUAUAUAUUUGGUGGAUUUUCUAGUGUACUUCUUAAUGAUAUCCUUGUAUACAAGCCUCCAAAUUGCAAAGCUUUCAGAGAUGAGGAACUUUGUAAAAAUGCUGGUCCAGGGAUAAAAUGUGUUUGGAAUAAAAAUCACUGUGAAUCUUGGGAAUCUGGGAAUGCUAAUAAUAUUCUCAGAACAAAGUGUCCUUUUAAAACAGCUGCUCCUGAUGACAGAUGUUACAGAUAUACAGAUUGUGCCAGCUGUACUGCCAAUACAAAUGGGUGCCAGUGGUGUGAUGACAAGAAAUGCAUUUCGGCCAACAGUAACUGCAGUAUGUCUGUCAGAAACUAUACCAAAUGUCAUGUGAGAAAUGAGCAGAUCUGUAACAAACUCACCAGCUGUAAAAGCUGUUCACUAAACUUGAAUUGCCAGUGGGAUCAGCGGCAGCAGGAAUGCCAGGCUUUGCCAGCUCAUCUUUGUGGAGAAGGAUGGAGUCAUAUUGGAGAUGCUUGUCUUAGAAUCAAUUCCAGUAGAGAAAGCUAUGACAAUGCAAAACUUUAUUGCUAUAAUCUUAGUGGGAAUCUUGCUUCAUUAACAACUUCAAAAGAAGUAGAAUUUGUGUUGGAUGAAAUACAGAAGUAUACACAACAGAAAGUAUCACCGUGGGUAGGCUUGCGCAAGAUCAAUAUAUCUUAUUGGGGAUGGGAGGACAUGUCUCCUUUUACAAAUACAACACUGCAGUGGCUUCCUGGUGAGCCCAAUGACUCUGGAUUCUGUGCCUAUUUAGAAAGGGCUGCAGUGGCAGGCCUAAAGGCAAAUCCUUGUACAUCCAUGGCAGAUGGCCUGGUCUGUGAAAAGCCUGUUGUUAGUCCAAAUCAAAAUGCAAGGCCAUGCAAAAAGCCAUGCUCUCUGAGGACAUCAUGUUCCAACUGUACAAGCAAUGGCAUGGAGUGUAUGUGGUGCAGCAGUACAAAGAGAUGUGUGGAUUCUAAUGCUUAUAUAAUCUCGUUUCCAUAUGGACAGUGUCUGGAGUGGCAGACGGCCACCUGCUCUCCUCAAAAUUGUUCUGGAUUGAGAACCUGUGGACAGUGUUUGGAACAGCCUGGAUGUGGUUGGUGCAAUGAUCCCAGUAACACAGGAAGAGGACACUGUAUUGAAGGGUCUUCCCGGGGCCCAAUGAAGCUUGUUGGAAUGCACAACGAGAUGGCUCUUGACACCAAUCUUUGCCCCAAAGAAAAGAACUAUGACUGGUCCUUCAUCCAGUGUCCAGAUUUUGCUUUGAAAAGAGAGUUCUGCAGUACCCUACUCACACGGGGCUUCCUAAGGAAGUCUUUGCCCACACUUAGCCAUCUAAGUGGUCAGAGGCCACUGCAGCUGUGGUCCAAGUGGGUACAGUUACUGUUUGAGCUGGUGGCAGAUCUUGGUGCCAUCCACAUGAUGCUGGUUUUUCAGACAUGUAGAAUGAAGGAGGUACUAGGUGAUGGAAGUUUCCAUCAGACUUCAGAGGAAGGUCUGGGAGGCCAGGCAAAGUGCAACAGGGUCAGGAUCCCUACAAGCAGCCUUUGA
Messenger RNA from Castor canadensis (American beaver), 2501 nucleotides. NCBI's taxonomy places the organism in Eukaryota, Metazoa, Chordata, Mammalia, Rodentia, Castoridae. The record is from RefSeq and is a predicted model, not a curated record.